AUAAAUUUUUUUAUGAAAUUUAUUUAUUUAAAUUAUGUUUAAUUUAUCUUUAAAAAGGCCACUAUUUGAUCUGAUGAAAUAUUGAUGUAUUUUGUUGUAAUGAAUCAGCUGUGGCGGGCGAUAGAUUCAUGGCGAGGGAUGUGACGAUCCGAAACACGGCGGCGGCCGGAGGUCACCAAGCAGUGGCCUUCCGAUCAGACAGCGAUCUUUCCAUCGUAGAGAACUGCGAGUUCGUGGGGAACCAAGACACUCUCUACGCCCACUCCCUCCGCCAGUACUACAAGUCCUGCCGCAUCCAAGGCAACGUCGACUUCAUCUUCGGGAACUCCGCCGCUGUCUUCCACGACUGCCGGAUCUUCGUGUCCCCCCGGCAAGACGCUCCGGAGAAGGCGGCGAAAAACGCCGUGACGGCCCAAGGGCGGAUCUACCCCGGCCAGUCCACCGGAUUCGUCUUCCAAAACUGCGUCGUCAACGGGACCCGGGAGUACAUGGAAUUGUUCCGGAAGAGUCCGGAUUCGUUCAACCAGACGUAUCUAGGGAGGCCAUGGAAGGAGUACUCGAGGACGGUGUUUAUACAGUGUGCGCUGGAGGGUCUCAUUUCUCCGGCGGGGUGGAUGGUGUGGGACGGCGACUUCGCGUUGAAGACCCUUUAUUACGGGGAGUUUAAGAACGCCGGUGCCGGAGCGGCCACGGCUGCACGGGUGAAUUGGAGCAGCCAGAUUCCGCCGGAGAAUGUCGCCGCCUACUCUCUCCAGAGCUUCGUUCAAGGUCAUCUAUGGAUUCCAACAUCCCACUGAUUUUGAGCGCGCUAUGACACAAACUAGAGGGUCGUUGGGGCGGUUUCUCUAAUUAAUUUAAUACAAUUAU
Cuscuta campestris is the source of this 867-nucleotide messenger RNA. The record is from the annotation of a GenBank genome assembly. Lineage: Eukaryota; Viridiplantae; Streptophyta; Magnoliopsida; Solanales; Convolvulaceae.